Messenger RNA from Homo sapiens (human), 2826 nucleotides. It is a transcript of the gene ARRDC5, whose product is annotated as arrestin domain containing 5. The record is from RefSeq and is a predicted model, not a curated record. Gene Ontology annotation, cellular component: membrane. The transcript is spliced from 3 exons. The coding region runs from base 1603 to 2217 and encodes 204 amino acids. NCBI's taxonomy places the organism in Eukaryota, Metazoa, Chordata, Mammalia, Primates, Hominidae.
GAGAAACUGCUCUGCCUUCCUGAGGGGCAGCCACAGCUCCUGCUGGCCCGUCUCAGCGCCUCUGCGACAACCUCAGGUGCGGGCAAGACAGACGGAGGGAGAGAAGGGAGGAAGGAAAAACGGAUGCAGGAGGAUCCUAGACACGGAGGAGACAGAACCCACAAGAGGGGGCGGCGGUGGCGUGGACGGCGCCGCGAGGGCAUCCCAGCACACAGGACGGGUGGAGGGCUAGUGACAGCGGAACUCUGCCCUUCGACCCGGCCGGGUCACCGCUGAGGACAGACCCUAGAGCGGCACUUCGGGGGUCAGUGAGGUCAACACAACCGCCACAAAGACACCACGAUCACUGUCGCUGCCACUUUCCCUCUUGCGGUCUCAGGAGGGCACAGGGAGGCCUUUGGAGGCUGCGUCACCAGGGACGGCUCCGCCAUGUUGACAGCUAAAAGAGGGGGCGCGCUUGUCUUCUUGUGCUCUGAAUUUCUCAGCUUUCAAUUUAUUUGGUUUUUUUUUUUUUUGAGACAAAGUCUCGCUCUGUCUCCCAGGCUGGAAUGCAGUGGUACAAUCUUGGUUCACUGCAGCCUCAACCUUUCAGGCUCAAGUGAUCUUCCCACCUUGGCCUCCCGAGUAGCUAGGACUACAGGCAUGCGCCACCAUGCCCGGCUAAUUUUCAUUUUUUGUAGAGACGGGGUCUUGCUACAUGGCCCAGGCUGGUCUCAAACUCCCAACCUCAAGCGAUCCUCGCCUCAGCCUCCCAAAGUGCUGGGAUUACAGGUGUGAGCUACCAUGCCUGGCCUCAACUUCUAACACACUAACAGCCGGCAGACAUAAUCCACACAGACACAGGCUCCUGGGGCUAUUGGAUCAUUCUGGAUGAUGUAAAGGGUCCUGAAAUCCGUUUGAGAACCCCUGACCUGGAAAGACUCCAACACAGCGCACGUAAGGAUCUGUUCCAGCACAUUCCACAGCAGCAUUCUUCCUAGCCAGAAAACCCAGACACACCAACUGAGGCUGGAUUAAAGUAUGCAAUCUAAUUGACCAACUAUGUCCACGGGGACAAUUCUGGCCUGCACCUCUUUUGUUUUGGUUUUGUUUUUUGUUUUGCUUUUUUUUUGAGACGGAGUCUUGCUCUGUCGCCCAGGCUGGAGUGCAGUGGUGGGAUCUCAGCUCACUGCAACCUCCCACCUCCCAGGUUCAAGCGAUUCUCCUGCCUCAGCCUCCUAAGUGGAACUACAGACAUGCGCCACCACGUCUGGCUAAUUUUUGUAUUUUUAGUAGAGACGGGGUUUCACCAUGUUGGCACGCUGUUCUAGAACUCCUGACCUCAGGUGAUCCGCCUGCCUUGGCCUCCCAAAGCACCGGGAUUACAAUCAUGAGCCACUGGGCCCCGCCAUACCUGUUUUUAUAAAUCAAGUUUUAUUGGAACAAAGCCACGCCCACCGGUUUACAGAUUGUCUACAGCUGCUUCGGGGCCACAACAGCAGUGAUAAUUGGUUAAGUGCAGGCAGCCACACCUUUGACUUCCAUUUCAACUUACCUCCCAGGCUUCCUUCUACCUUCACCAGCAAAUUUGGCCAUGUCUUCUAUUUCGUACAAGCUUCCUGCAUGGGCAGGGAACACAUUUUAGCCAAGAAGAGGAUGUACUUAUUGGUUCAAGGAACUUCCACCUUCCACAAAGAAACCCCAUUCCAGAACCCCUUGUUCGUGGAGGCUGAGGAGAAAGUCUCCUACAACUGCUGCCGCCAGGGCACUGUCUGUUUGCAAAUCCAGAUGGAAAGGAACACCUUCACGCCAGGAGAGAAGGUCGUCUUCACAACAGAGAUCAACAACCAGACCAGCAAAUGCAUCAAGACGGUCGUAUUCGCCCUGUAUGCCCACAUACAGUACGAGGGCUUCACGCCCAGUGCAGAGCGGCGGUCUCGGCUGGACAGCAGCGAGCUUCUGAGGCAGGAGGCCAACACCCCCGUGACCCGCUUCAACACCACCAAGGUUGUCAGCACCUUCAACCUGCCGUUGCUGCUGUCCGUGAGCAGCAGCACGCAGGACGGUGAGAUCAUGCACACUCGCUACGAGCUGGUCACCACCGUGCACCUGCCCUGGUCCCUGACCAGCCUCAAGGCCAAAGUUCCCAUCAUCAUCACCAGCGCCUCAGUGGACUCUGCCAUCUGCCAGCUGUCAGAGGACGGAGUGUUACCCGUGAACCCAGAUCACCAGAAUUAAGUGCCCGAACUUUUAAAUAUUAAAAGCUUUAUUAGUCUCUACCAGGAGGAAGCCCUCUCUCUUGCACAGGUGACUCUCAGAGGAGUCGAGGAGUGGGCAACAGGUUGUCUGCAACCUCCCCAAGCUCUAGCGGUUUAGGUAUCUGUGUCUCCCCUCCCUAGAACUAUCACUGAAUGCCUGGAAUGGACAAAGGAAACCGGGAAGGUCUCCCAGGACCCAAACCCGGCAUAACCUGCCUUUUCCACCCUGAGUCUGCCCCAGCCUACUGGGGUCUCACAGUGCCAAGACCAGGGGUCCUACUUGGGGAGAAUUCUCCCCUCUGCUAAUGUCUGGUUGUAUUGGCUGUCACAACUGCAGGGGAUCGGGGGAGAAGAGUCUUAUUGGCGUGGAGAGGGUGGAGGCCAGGGACGCUGUUCAGCACCCUGCAGUGUCCAGGACGGCCCCCACAAUCAGGAAUUGUUUAUCCUGAAUGUCAACAGUACCAAGGGGGCUGAGCAUGGUGGCUCAUUCCUGUAAUCCCAGGACUUUAGGAGGCCAUGGCUGGAGGAUCACUUGAGACCAGGAGUUUGAGACAAGCCUGGGCAACACUGUGAGACCCCCAUCUCUACA